AUGAUGAACCCUUUGAAUGCGGCUAAAUAUUAUCAUUAUGAAAAACAACUUUUGAAAGAGAAAAAUGUGAGUUUUAUUCAUUUUUAUAUUUACUUAUGAAAAGAAAUAAAUUAUAAUUUUUAUUGAAAUUGGAUACUUUUUUACGUGCACUAUUUAUUUGACUGGAGUGCUUUACCUAAAAAUAAUCUUGUACUUUGUGUUUUCAAGGAUUCUUGAAUCGGGAAAUUUGUGGCUCUCGGAGUGAAGAAUUCAAGAUUUUUAAUAACUCUAGGUUACAUGAUUUUUAAAAAAUUUGGAAUGCAUGUUUUCAAGAUCCCAAGCUUUUACAAAUGACUUUGAAAAAUAAUCUAAAAAUAGGCUUAAAAUUAUUUCUGGAGACAAUUUUUUGGAAAAUUAGUCCAAAGCACGCGACGUUUUUAGAUUUUUUUUCGAAAUUCUGAAAUUCAGAGAUCUGUUGAAUGUUUUUGAUUAGAUUGUUUUCGAAUAGCUUUAAUUUUGUGGAUCUUUUGAAAAGAAAUUUGGAAAAAAAUCAAAUAACAAAUUUUCAGAAAAUCUUAAACACCAAGUUUCCAAGAAUCCUCCAUAUUUUUCGGCUUCCAAAAACUGUUCAAUAAUUUUUUCCCCAUUCACAUAUUUAAAUUCUAGAUUAUAAGAUCACAUCGGAUUUUUCCUUUCUCUUCAAAAAAUGUUAUUAGUUCAUUGAACUUUUGAUUCCCUAUUUUUAUUUUUCUUUGCAUUGUAUUAGGCCAAAAAAAACUAGGAAAAAUAGAAAAUAAGUCCAAAGUAAUACGACACCAUUAUAAAUAUAAAAAAUAUCUAAAUAAUUCCAACCUCCGCCCAUUUCUCCACUAUUCUUUUCUUUUACUUUCAUUAUUUCUGACUCACAAAAUUUUUAGAACUCUAUUUGAAACAAGAUCAUAAUUCUGAAUUCAUUUAAUUUUCGAAAAAAAGUUAUCCUAACUUAAUUCAGCGAUCAUCCACAUAUUUACUAUCAGCCAGUCAUUUACGAAAUGAUCUUUCAAGAAAUUCAACUUUUUCAACUUAUUACAAUUCGUCAAACUUCAAUGUGAUGGAUUUUUUCGAUUUACGAAAACUUCAAUCCCCAAGGGAUUUUAAUAAUUUUCAUCACGAUGGACGGAUGCAAGUUGUUUCAGGUAACUAAUUACUAGAUGGAAUUUGAACUUUCAAAAUGGUAGUGGCGUAGGCUAUAACUUUUGAUCUGAAGAUCUCGAGUUCGACAUCCACCGCUGCAGAAUUUCUUUUGUGUAGAUGAAAAUUGGAUUUAGAGACUCUUAAAAAUAUCUGGAAAUAUUUCCACACACAAAAAAGAGGGGUUUCCUGUCAACAAACAUAACAAAAGUCGUCGAAGCAUGAUUUUUCUAGCCCACAAAAAAUACGUUUCUAUUUUUGUUGGAAAUGUAUUAUUUGAGAUUGCGCGAAAAAUUGUACAUGAUUCCGAAAUUUAGAAGAACUGAAGUGUCAGGUUGGAACGGGGUUUUGUAGAGGGAAAAUAUAAUGGGUUUUUGGGUCAAAAUUUUUCAGGAGUUAACUCAACUUUGAAAUGAGUUAUGACAUUGCAAACUUAGGAGCUUUUUUCCACGUCAUAAUUCACUCAUACUAUUUUCAGAUUAUUCCCUAAUCGCUCUUCUGCCUGUAAUUCUUGUAGCCGUUCUAAUAUCUGGAAUAUUCUGUGUUUAUCGAUUUCGAAAAUGGAAACAUAAUAGGAAACAGGUUAGCUAUUGACUUUGUGAAAAAAUAACUGUCUAAAAUUCCAGAUCGCUCAACUAACUGAAUUCUACAAUAUAAUCGAAUCAUCGCCUUGUCUUUCAGCCAAACAUCAUUUAGUUCAACAUUGCAAACAACCCGAGGUUUGUACUUGUGACCGGAAUUUGACCAAUUUUUCUGUUUUUGCUACUCAUUUCCUGGUUAUUCAAAAUUAAUAGAGGGUGCAGAUUUUUGGUUUCAAUUAGUUUUUUUCAUGUAUGAUUAUUUAGAUUUGUUGAAAAUUCAAAAAUUUUGAAUUUGUUGAGAAAUACUGAGGUAUUUUCAAUGAAUUUUGCCCAAAAAUUAAAAUUUUCGAAGAUUUCCAAUAAAACAUUGCCCACGUUAUAACCCAAAAAAACUAACCAAGAUUAUUCCAGAAAGCCGAAUGUGAUUUAAUAUCCCGUGCAGUCUCUGUUCCGGCCACUGGUUCCACAUCAUUUUUCCAACCAAUUCCACCAAAAACCACAAAAUCCAUCAAAUGUAGUGGAAAUAUUCUGAAAGCUGUUGAUGCUAGCGAAGUCCUAUUUCAUUUUUCACAAUUUCCGGCGGCCGAAAAAAUAUUGAAAAAACCUGGUGCCAUAGUUCAUCGUGUCUAG
This is a messenger RNA of Caenorhabditis angaria, 2360 nucleotides long. The record is from the annotation of a GenBank genome assembly. NCBI's taxonomy places the organism in Eukaryota, Metazoa, Nematoda, Chromadorea, Rhabditida, Rhabditidae.